This is a messenger RNA of Colletotrichum navitas, 1731 nucleotides long. RefSeq names its product short chain dehydrogenase. The coding region runs from base 428 to 1492 and encodes 354 amino acids. The record is from RefSeq and is a predicted model, not a curated record. NCBI's taxonomy places the organism in Eukaryota, Fungi, Ascomycota, Sordariomycetes, Glomerellales, Glomerellaceae. The transcript has a single exon.
CCAGCAAUUUCUCCAUAGCCAGCCGUGCAUGAAAUUCCUGAUGCCUCCGUUUACCUGCGCGGCAUUACAGUUGUUAACUCCGUACCAUCGGCGUUCCACAAACCCCAUCGUGACAAGCCCGGAGUUAACAUAUGGUGCUAGGCCGGGUGUAAGGCCGGGUGUAACCACCGUGUUAAGCGUGAGAGAAUUGAAUACCAGGAGGCUUCAAGCAAUAAAAGAUGCCCAUUUUCCUGAGUUAUUUUCCCAUAUCACAGUAGCAUCCGUACAAACGCUUCAAGAUCUCGAAUCAGAACCUAAGUUCAGGCCUGUCAUCCCAGUAGCAUCCGUACAAACGCUUCAAGAUCUCGAAUCAGAACCUAAGUUCAGGCCUGUCAUCCCAGCCCGCAAACUGGUCUUAAAAGGCAUAGCGUCCAUCAACCGAUCCAUCAUGGCCCCUCUCAUUUACAACCGGGACACCAGGGCCAGCGAACUGGUGCCCCUCUACGCUCCUCAUAUCACCGGCAAGACCAUCCUCGUUACGGGAGUCUCGCCUGGGGGCCUUGGUGACUCUUUUGUCAAGCAGGUCGCAGUCGCCGAACCGGCCAUGUUCAUCCUCGCCGGCCGCUCACCCGACAAGUUCCGGGAGCUAGUCGCGGACCUUGCCACCGCACACCCCGAGAUCAAGGUCAAGUCACUGGCCCUCGACCUCGCGUCCUUUGCCAACGUCCGCGCCGCUGCCGAGACGGUCAAGUCCUGGGCCGAUGUGCCGCACAUCGACGUCCUCGUUAACAACGCAGGCAUCAUGGCCGUGCCGUACAAGCUCACCGAGGACGGCUUCGAGAGCCAGUUUCAAACGAACCACCUCGGCCACUUUCUCUUCACGAACCUCAUCAUGUCCAAGAUCCUGGCAUCGGCGUCGCCACGCAUUGUCAACGUCAGCAGCAUGGGCCACAGGCUGCACCACAUCCGCUGGACGGACUACAACUUCAACAAGGGGGAGCACUACGACAAGUGGAUGGCGUACGGACAGUCGAAGACGGCCAACAGCCUGUUCUCGAUCGCGCUCGCCGAGAGGCUGGGCUCUACUGCCAGCGGCCUGACGACCCUUAGCCUGUGCCCGGGAUACGUCGGCACGAACCUCGCCGCGCACGAGGCGCACGAUUUCCCCGGGUUCCUGGAGGACCUACGCAAGGCAGAAGUUCUGGCGGGGUCGAAGUGGAUGUGGGGGAUGCAAGGCGUCGAACCCAAGGAUUUUGACCAGGGCGUGUCGACGCACGUGUUUGCGGCGUUUGCGCCGGAGCUGAAGGAGAAGAACGGGGAGUUCCUGGCGAAUUGCCGAAUCGCGGACCCGUGGGAAGAGGAAGUCUUCCCGUGGGCAAAGAGUAAGGUCGAUGCGGAAAUGCUAUGGGCUUUGAGUGAGAAACUCGUCGGGCAGGAGUUCAGAUACCGAGAUGCUGGAGUCGGACAGGAUGGCACACGUGCGAGACGAGUAAGAAGUCAGUGCUGCAGUUGAGGUGCAUAAUGAUAGGAUUAUGUAGAUAUGAAGGGAAAAGCAUCUGAGCGUUACAUGACAACGUUUGAAGUUGAAUCAACGUCGCAAUGGGCAAAGUCGUUGAUGGAUCUGAAACUCAAGCUGAGAGGUGAGGUCGAGCCACAGAAGAGAGAAGUAUACCGGUAUUCCAGGGCUGCGUUGCCACAAACGGCGGACAUGUUUAGUGUACCAACCACUUGCACAGCCACACAACAGCGAGG